Messenger RNA from Ciona intestinalis (vase tunicate), 2887 nucleotides. The record is from RefSeq and is a predicted model, not a curated record. NCBI's taxonomy places the organism in Eukaryota, Metazoa, Chordata, Ascidiacea, Phlebobranchia, Cionidae.
AUGUUCUUUUUUCGUUUGUGCAGGGAAAUCUUGCUGUGAAUAUCUUAAUGUUACUGUGCUACUGUUGCGUUUUUGGACACAAAAGAGGUACCUGACAAAAACAACAUGGCUGACAAACGAAAACUGCAAGGUGAAAUGGAGCGGUGUUAUAAAAAAGUAACUGAAGGCGUGGAGACUUUCGAAGACAUUUGGAUGAAGCUAUCAAAUGCUAACAACACAAAUCAGAAGGAUAAGUAUGAAAGUGACCUGAAAAAAGAAAUAAAAAAAUUGCAGAGGUUAAGGGACCAAAUCAAAACGUGGGCAGCGUCAAAUGAAGUCAAAGAUAAAAGGCUACUUUUAGAAAACCGGAAAUUAAUUGAAACACAGAUGGAGCGUUUUAAAGUUGUAGAAAGAGAGACGAAAACCAAGGCGUAUUCGAAAGAAGGGCUUGGUUUAGCGGCGAAAAAAGAUCCAGAGCAAAAGGAGAGAGAAGAAACGAUGCAGUGGCUGCAAAGUACGAUAGAUGCAAUUAAUCGGCAAGUGGAUAUGUUUGAGAGCGAAAUUGAAUCUUUUAACUCGAUCUCAAGAAAAAAGAAGUUGACGGCCGAUAAAACGGUGCGGCAGGCGGAGUUAGUGGCCUUCCUUGAAAAACAUAGAUACCAUAUACGGAACCUUGAAACCCUAAUGAGAAUGCUAGACAACGAGACGAUAUCAGCGGACAAAAUCAACAUAAUUAGAGAUGAUAUUGAGUAUUACAUGGAGGCAUGCCAGGACCCUGAUUAUGAAGAUAAUGAGUUCAUAUAUGAGGACAUGGGAUUGGACGAAUCAAUUGUCGCUAUCACUGCUACAGCAGGGUCACCAGGUCCUGGGGAAAAGAUUUCUAACACCAGUUUGAAUAACAACAGCUCAAAAGACGAGGAUGAAAUAAAGUCUGCAGAUUCUUCCCCCACCCCACAGAACAACACCAAUCAUUCAACCCCUUCUAGUAUAAAAGAAGAAGAGCCUAGAAAAAGAAGCAAAUCUGAUGACCUUAUUUCGCCCCAUAAACCAAUCAAUAAUAUACAGAGGCAAACGUCUACAACUCCCAGGUCCAUGGCUUUUCAGCCUACCAAUCCUAUUACAACCAAUAAACCACAGAAAGGUCCGCCCCCAACAGCACAUAGUCAGCCAUACGCUGCAGCUGCAGGUGGAAUGCAAUCUGUAACCUCUAAUCAUGUUUCCCAGACCCAAGUCACUGCUUCAAGAACCAUUCUUCCACCAGAGUCACCGUCACCGACAAAAAAAUCCCAGGCCCAGAGGUCAUUUGAGUCCUCCUGGCAUGGUAGCAAUCAUAGCUCGUUAUCGGAAGCUAAUAAUGUUGAAGUUAGAAACGCAGUUAAUAGCAUCGUUUCAAGCGUUGCGUCUCUUUCGCUUACUUCAAAUCCGGAGCCGGCAACCUCACCGCCUGUCACUGUUUCAAACUUACCCGACUUAGUGGGUUCUGUAACCCCUGCCCCAACCGAAGCCCCACAUUCCCAAACCCCAACGACGAAUGGACCCAGCUUACCAAACGGCCCUCAAACCUCUCAUGUCGAUUUAUCAUCAUUGAAAAGUAUGGCAGAGCAAGCAAUCGCGAAUGCUGGUUUAGAGCAGAGAACCGUAACUUCUCCUCCCUUUCCACCACACAAUACAGAGCCGCUUAUAACCGCAACAAACCAGUCUAGACCGGAUUUAACAUCAUUAAGUGUUGUGGUUCAACAGCAGCAAACAGCUGCUCAACAACUGCCUAUGGGUGGCGGAGAAGCAAGAAUUCAACCCCUUCUUGGAGUUGCUCCAUUAGGCCCAGUAUCACUCAGUAAAGAGAAUAUGUACCAGCAAGCAAUGCUAGAUGCGUGUUGGAGGCAUAUGCCGCACCCUUCAGAUUCAGAGCGUUUGCGCCAUUACCUUCCAAGAAACCCCUGUCCCACCCCUUCCUAUUACCACCAGACCCCUUUACCCCAUCAUGACUCCGUGGAGUUUUACCUACGGCUGUCGACGGAGACGCUCUUUUUUAUUUUCUACUACAUGGAGGCAACUAAGGCCCAAUACAUGGCGGCCAAGGCACUGAAGAAGCAGUCCUGGCGCUUCCAUACAAAGUACAUGAUGUGGUUUCAGCGCCACGAAGAACCCAAGACCAUCACAGAUGAAUAUGAGCAAGGUACCUACAUUUACUUUGACUAUGAGAAGUGGGGCCAGCGGAAAAAGGAAGGCUUCACCUUUGAGUACAGGUAUUUGGAGGACCGGGAGCUGCAGUAGCUUCCACGAACCAAACACACACAUUCCCAGUUUCAAUUGUGCAAUGUCUCGAAAUUGCAUUGGCAUAAAAAAAACCUUGAGCUGCUGUAAGUGGCUUGAACACAAAUAUGGUAGCUUUGGUACACUUUAAUUCCUAUAAAAAGAAACUGGAACACAUAAAACUUCUACUUGGUAAACUAACUUAAUCUAUGCGACAUGAAUUUGUUUUUCUUUUACUUGCACUUUACCACUGAUUAAGAGAAAAUUCUGUAUCUUGCCCACCAUGAAACAUUUAAACUCUAACCUAUAUUUUUGGACAAAAAGUUCUAACACACUUUUUACUUUCAGUUUUAUUCUACUUUUUAUAAGGCCCGUGCUCGGCCGUGUUAAAAUAAAACAAAUUUCUUGUCCCCAGCGUAGACCUAAACACGCAUAAUGUUCAAAUUUUUGCGAAAGUGUUCCCAAACUUGCCCCAUUAUUCAGAACCCCACUGGUUGAAAUGACAUCGAGAAAAGUAAAAAACAAUGUGUGUUUCAAGUACUCUUUCACACAAUUAAUAAAAGAGUACCACUGAAUUGUUUAUUUUGUUAAUUUGUUAAACAACGGUAAAGAGAGAGUUUACAGACCGUAAUUUUGCCAUCAAGAUAUUUUAUAA